Messenger RNA from Monopterus albus (swamp eel), 2341 nucleotides. RefSeq names its product transglutaminase 5, like (gene tgm5l). Gene Ontology annotation, biological process: peptide cross-linking. Gene Ontology annotation, cellular component: mitochondrion. The transcript is spliced from 14 exons. The record is from RefSeq and is a predicted model, not a curated record. NCBI's taxonomy places the organism in Eukaryota, Metazoa, Chordata, Actinopteri, Synbranchiformes, Synbranchidae. Gene Ontology annotation, molecular function: protein-glutamine gamma-glutamyltransferase activity. The coding region runs from base 1 to 2055 and encodes 684 amino acids.
AUGGAAGAUUUGAGCAUUCAAUAUGUCAACCUGGAAAAAUCUGAAAACCUGGAGAGGCACAGGACAGAGGGUUUCAGCAGCUCUGACACGCUGGUGGUGCGAAGAGGAGCCCCAUUCAGACUCAGUCUGCAACUGAAGGGUCGACCCUUCAACCCCAAGACUGACUCUCUGAGGAUCAAAGUUAUGCUAGGGCGCUUGUAUAUGAUAAUUCCAGUCACAUUCUCCACAAGGGUUUCUUCCUCCCAGUGGAAAGCCUACACAGACCCAGAGGGCCUGAACCUCCAGAGCCCAUCCAUUUUCAUCUCCUCUCCUGCCUCUGCCUCAGUUGGCUGUUACAAGUUUCAGCUCUCUGUGUUCACUAAGGAUGGGCAGCAGAAGUGCGCCUUUGGAAAAUUUAUUCUGCUCUGCAAUCCCUGGUGCAAUGAGGAUGCAGUGUAUAUUCCCUUUGAGGACCAGAGAGAGGAAUAUGUCCAGAAUGACUCUGGGUUGCUGUUUAUGGGAACAGCUGCAAACCUUGUGUCAAGACCAUGGUCCUUCGAUCAGUAUGAGCCCGGUAUUCUGGAGACAUGUCUGAAUGUGCUCCAAGCCAGCCCUCAGCACCAAAGCAAUAGUAAAGUGGACUACCUCAGCCGAAACAACCCUGUCUACAUCAGCCGGAUUGUGUCAGCCAUGAUCAACUGUGAAGAUGACCGUGGAGUCCUGAAAGGAAACUGGUCUGGCAACUUCAAAGAAGGAGUUACUCCCUCCAUGUGGACUGGGAGUGGGGAAAUCUUAAGACAGUGGGCUCAGUCUGGUUUCAGCCCAGUCAAGUAUGGACAGUGCUGGGUGUUUGCAGCUGUCAUGUGCACAGUCAUGAGAGUUCUUGGCAUUCCUUGCCGUGUCGUCACAAACUUCAACUCUGCUCAUGACACCAAUGGCAACCUGGUGAUUGAGGAGUACUACAGCGAAACAGGGCUGAAACUCAACAACAGCAAGGACAGCAUAUGGAACUUCCACCUCUGGGUGGAGUGCUGGAUGACUCGUCCGGACUUGGGAUCUGGAAUGGAUGGCUGGCAGGUUCUGGAUCCGACUCCCCAGGAGAGGAGUGCAGGAGUGUUCUGCUGUGGCCCAGCUCCUGUCAAAGCAGUCAGGGAUCGGCGUAUCGACCUGCUUUAUGACAUCCCCUUUGUCUAUGCUGAGGUGAACGCUGCCGUCCAAACAAUCAUAGUGAGCCAGGGCCGGGUGCACAGCCUCAGCAAAGACACUGAGAGAGUUGGAUCCCUCAUCUGCACCAAAGCUGUUGGCUUCCCUAGACUCCAGAACAUCACAGGAGACUACAAGUGCAUCAAAAGCCCAACUUCAACACUGUCAUCAAGAAGUUCCACAAUAUCAGAAGACUCAACCAUAAGGAGAGCGAGCUCAUCCAAGGGAGUGUUAGUCUUCCUGACCCUGAAAAAAACUCCUAUUGCUGGGGAGCCCAUCCGCUUCACAGUUAAAGUCAUGAACAAGCACCAUGUGACAAAGAUGAUGAAGGUGCAUCUCAAUGCUCAGGCCAAAGAAUACCACCACACACUCUCGAACACCUUCUGGGAAGACCACGGCGUUAUACAGCUGGCCCCCAUGGAAGUCAAAGUGCUGCACCAGCAGAUCCUCCCAGCCCAGUACCAGGGCAUGGUGGGAGAAAACCUGGUCAACCUUGCAGUUGUUCUGGUGGAUAUGGCCAGUCAGGAGCACGCUCUGGCCUCAAAGGAGUUCAAUAUCACCAACCCACAGCUCACCAUACAGAUUGCAGAUGAAGACUCCAUUGUGCCUGACAAGGAGCAGAUGGCCACAGUGGCCUUCACCAACCCAUUUUCUCAGCCGGUUAGUGGAGUACUGACUGUAGCCGGGGCCGGGCUGAUCCAAGGCAAGGUUCACUUCAGGAUGCUCCCACUACAUCCAGGAAAAAGAGUGGAGCGGCGCAUCACUUUCACCCCCAGCAUGGUUGGAACUAAGAUGCUGCAGGCCAGUCUGUCACUGGCAGAGAAUAACUCCUCAAUCAGAGGCUUCAAGAUGUUCUUUGUCAACAGAGCCUAGAUCUAUUUUCAGAGUCUCCCCACCCCCUGUCAUUUCUGAUGUCAGUGUUGUUUUGCCUUUUUUUGUUAGGCUUUAUUAAGUUAAAGAAUGGCAACCAGAUGGCAAAAUCAUCUGCAGAGGAGAGCUUCACAUUGCAGCCUUCCUCAUGUUUUUCUGUAUCUAUGUAAGAUAUUAGUGUGAGUGUACUAUAAGUUAUAUUUAUUUAUUUUGAUAUUUAUUUUAUUUAUGUCUUUGAGCCAAAUCAACCUUACCACUUGAAAAUCUGUAUUUUUAUUUGAAAUUGAGA